AGUCUGACACCAAGUUCCGAGCUCUACAGUACGGUGAAAGCAGGAAGUAACAGGUACGAUGCCAGGUGCAGGUGCAGCCGGGACGGACGUCCAACCGGAGGCCGUACCGACCGGGGACGAACUGGGAAAGGCCCUUCUGGAGGCGUUCGCCCCGCUGCUGAAAGAGACCGUCAUCCCUGGCAACAUCAUCGUCCACCUUAUGGGUUACUUUGACAACGGUUUAGCGUUUGUCAGAACCGUCAUUGCUGACGAGCAAAACAAGGGAUCAGCUGAGGCAAUGCAGACACUGCUGGUGAAACUACAGACGUGUGAACAGCCGGGAUGGUUUCAAGCUUUCCUGAAUGCACUAGCCAACUCAGGGUACGGUUACAUUAAGAACAUCAUUGAGGGUCGAGAGAUCCAGGACAUGACUGGUUUCAAGCGCCUCCUACAGCUGUGGGCGCCGCAACUGCAGGUGGUCGUCGCCAUGGAGAUGCUGCCUCACCUUCCCUGUCUGUCGGAUCAGGACAAGGAACAAAUUGAAGCCGACAACCGUAGCCAUGGAAACACACGAGCCCUGAUCACCCUCAUAGACCGUGUGACGCGAUGCGGACCCGGCUGGUACACACAGUUCCUGGAGGGGCUGAGGAGGAGCAAGCAUCAAGAUCUUGCAACUGAGCUGGGAGACAUAAAGAGAGAAGAGGACGUUGUCCCGGAUCUGGACAUCCAUCCUGGCGACAAGGAUGGCAGAGAGAAGGACGACGAGCAUAAGAAGGGCGCCGGAUCAGAUUCAACAGGCUCAGCAGACUCAGAUUCAGAAGACCAUACAUGUGUCAUCUCUGUGGAAGCACCGACCACUAAUGGACUGGACGCAUCUAACGGGGAACAACCGUUAGCAGUGGCCCUACAAAACCUCUGCACUGACGAUGUUGCUGAGAAACAGGAGGAUGAAGGAUGCGAAAAGAUGACGCCUCUACAAGCCGCCAAACCGCCUCUCGAACAAAGUGAACUGAAGGACAUCCCCAUGCGAGGCUACCAGAUGGAGCUGGCAGAGCAGGCACUACAAGGCCGGAACACCAUCAUCUGUGCACCUACCGGUAGUGGCAAGACUCGCGUGGCCAUCAAAAUUACUCGGGAUCAUCUAGAAGGUGGUGCCGCCUUCGUGGCAGCAGGUGUGGAUGCACGGCGGCGUGUGGUGUUCCUGGUCAACAAGGUGCCUCUAGUGGAACAGCAGUACAAAGCAUUCAGCGAAUACCUGAGUCCCAAGUACGACAUUUUGCCUCUGAGUGGUGAAACUGCCGCCGACAUCCCGGUUGGGGAGACACUCCCAGAUUACGACGUCAUCAUCCUGACGGCACAGGUUCUGGAGAACGCACUGAGAGACGAGCUGAUCUCCCUGGACACGUUCUCCAUGCUGAUCUUUGACGAGUGUCACCACUGCCAGAAAAACGAUCCGUACAACGCCAUCAUGACCAGGUACAUCAAGCAGAAGGUGGAGAUGAAGAGCAGCAUCAGUCUGCCACAGAUCAUCGGCCUGACUGCUUCUCUGGGUGUGGGGAAGGCAAAGGGCCAGAAAGAAGCUGUGGAACAUAUCCUGGGGGCGUGCGCUAACCUGGACGCAGCGUGGAUUUCUCAGGUUGUGGAGCACAAAGACGAACUGCGGAAAUACAACCAGAAACCAGACGAAGAAGUGAAGCCUGUGAGUGGACGAAGUGAAGACCCGUUUGCAGAUAUGAUAAACAUGAUCAUGGAGGACAUUGAGGGAACUCUGGCAAUAGAGGCUUCAGAGCAUCUGACCACAGCAGAGCUGAAGCCACCGCGGCAAAGAGAGAAGCAGGCGUAUGAACAGUGGGUGGUGACCCUAGCUAGGAAGGGUGCAAUACUCAAGAAUAAGAGAGUCAGCCGAGCCAUUCAUGCUGCUACAACACACCUCAGAAAGUACUUUGAUGCCCUCGCCAUCAACGCUGACGCCAGAACCAAAGAUGCUCUGCAGUACCUGGAUAAGUUCGUGACGGGUUUGCAAGAGGCUGGGUUUGACGAAACUGAUGAAGAUCUGGUGAAGCACUUCACAGAGGCAAAAGAGAGGCUUCAGGAAUAUGCUGCAGAUGAGAAGUACUCCAACCCGAAGCUGGACCAGCUGAAGUACAUGAUCCUCCAGGCGUACGCAGAGAAGCCCGACUCCCGCUGCCUGCUGUUCUGUAAGACCCGAGCUCUCACCAUCGCCCUGCUCACGUGGAUGCAGGAGGACCAGGCCCUCCGCAAGCUCAACCCGGGAAGACUCGUGGGCGCUGGGGCCAGUGAGAGUACAGGAGGUAUGACCCAAAACCAGCAGGUGGAGCUGUUGGAAAUGUUCACCACCGGAGGCAACAAGAUUGUCAUCUCCACCUCUGUGGCAGAGGAAGGCAUAGACAUCGCCAAGUGCAACUUCGUGUUCCGCUAUGACUAUGUGGGCAAUGAGAUAGGCAAAGUGCAGACCAGAGGACGUGGUCGCGCGGAGGGCAGUAAGUCCGUACUGAUUGCUGGAAGGGAAGGCGGAAAUGUCCUGAAGGAGAAGUUGAACACCAUUCGUGAAAAGCUGAUGGAGAAGGCCAUGCUGCAGGUGUGGCACAUGCAGAGGGAGAAACAUACAGACUUCAUGAAGGAGGUCCAACGUCUGCAAGAAGAGUCUAAGAAGGAGAGAGAUCUCGCGCAAGCGCUGAAGGAAUUGCACAGGAAAACUAAGAAAAUCCAUGGAAUGGGCAUGAAGCUCCUCUGUGUGAAAUGCAAGGAGUUUGCCUGCAAUGUCAGCGAUUUCCGCAAGAUCAAGGAGAACCAUCACGUAGUGGUGGACAAAGUCUUCCCCCAGCGGAUCAUCAUCAGACCACACCCACCCAAGAAGAUUGACGACUGGGAAAUGAAUGGAAAAGUGUACUGCAGGAACUGCAGACAAGACUGGGGAAUACAGAUGGUGUACAGACAGGCCAGCUUCCCCACUCUGAAGAUCGAGUCUUUCGUCCUGGAGAAACCGGACGGAUCGAGGCUGACCUGCCGGAAGUGGAAAAACGCACCCUUUGACGUCGAGGACAUCACCCCUGACGACAUUUCCGGGAUGCUGGGGACGCCGGAAGAGGAGGAUGCAUAUUAGAAUUGUUGUACCCCUUAUGGAACUUUAACUAUAGCUGUACUAUACCCACACCCAGUUCCCAGUCUGCAGAGUGAGGAUGUCAGUGUUCACCAGCUUAAAUACGAAUUCCAGAAUCGCUAUGAAUUCAGAUGCUAUGAAGGUUACAGUAAUAAGUCACAGGUAAUAUGCAAUAAUAAUAAU
Molecule: messenger RNA, 3283 nt
Organism: Branchiostoma floridae (Florida lancelet)
Lineage: Eukaryota; Metazoa; Chordata; Leptocardii; Amphioxiformes; Branchiostomatidae
Product: antiviral innate immune response receptor RIG-I-like
Exons: 19
Coding region: 59-3103 (1014 amino acids)
Cellular component (GO): cytoplasm
Molecular function (GO): single-stranded RNA binding; zinc ion binding; double-stranded RNA binding
Source: RefSeq, a predicted model, not a curated record